Molecule: messenger RNA, 927 nt
Organism: Candida tropicalis MYA-3404
Lineage: Eukaryota; Fungi; Ascomycota; Pichiomycetes; Serinales; Debaryomycetaceae
Product: S-adenosylmethionine-dependent methyltransferase
Exons: 1
Coding region: 1-927 (308 amino acids)
Biological process (GO): protein methylation
Cellular component (GO): mitochondrion
Molecular function (GO): protein methyltransferase activity
Source: RefSeq, a predicted model, not a curated record
AUGACAAGGAUUACAUCAAAGCUUAUACGGCAAGCAAGGAAGAUAUCACCAUUGUUACCCCCAUUACUACCAGCAAACAGAACCAUUGAGCGAGCUGUAAUGGAAUUGAAAUGGAUUAAGAAUGAAUUACCUCCCUACGAAUGGGCCAAUGCUGUUCUUCAACGUCAAAAGCUUGUGCCAUUACAAUAUAUUCUUAAAUCCCAGCCUUUUGGAGAAUUGAGUAUCAUAUGUAGAGAAGGGGUAUUAAUUCCACGGUGGGAAACUGAGGAAUGGUGUAUAAAGUUGAUACACGCAUUGAAGCAAAUCCCAAAACAAGAUGAACUUCUGAUAUUGGAUGUAUGUACUGGAACUGGGUGCAUUCCUUUGUUAAUGGCACACGAGUUACGGGAAUAUGCACCACAAAUUCAUGGAUUUGAUGUAUCUGGAAAAGCGUAUGAGCUAGCGAUUGAAAACUUGGAAGCGUAUAAGAAAAAGUAUCCUCACAAUAAGGUUACUCUCAACUAUCACUUGGGCGAUGUCUUUGAUGCAGAAAUCAUCAGCAAGUUAAGUAUUCCAAGAAUAGAUUUGAUCACUUCAAACCCUCCAUACAUUCCAAUGGAAGACUAUGUCCGAUCAGCAAGACAGGAUGGAGUUGAAAAGUCCGUUAGAUUGUAUGAACCCAAACUAGCAUUAGUUGGGGAUGGUGAAUUUUAUUAUGCGUUACUACAAAACAUCGUCAUACAAUCCGCCGCAGAAGGUUUUAUAUUUGAAGUUGGAUAUAAAGAUCAAGCUGAUUUUGUAAACACCGAAGUCCAAAAGAACCUCAACUCAUGGAAAGUCGGAAUCAUGAAAGAUGGUGCUCUGAAAGUAAGGUGUGUUCUUGGCUGGAAGGAAGACGGUAAGUUUGAUAUUUUCAACAAGCUAUGCGAUUAUAUCUAUGACAAGUAA